Ipomoea triloba (trilobed morning glory) is the source of this 1872-nucleotide messenger RNA. Its product is annotated as protein TIC 40, chloroplastic. Lineage: Eukaryota; Viridiplantae; Streptophyta; Magnoliopsida; Solanales; Convolvulaceae. The record is from RefSeq and is a predicted model, not a curated record. Gene Ontology annotation, biological process: chloroplast organization; protein import into chloroplast stroma. The coding region runs from base 191 to 1513 and encodes 440 amino acids. Gene Ontology annotation, cellular component: chloroplast thylakoid membrane; chloroplast inner membrane. The transcript has 14 exons.
UCAUCUUCUCGAGUUCUUGUUGCCGAUAUCACAGUAGUAUAGUGUCCCCAUUUCAAAAAAGCUCGGAAAUUCCGAGGAAGGAUCCGACGUUGCCCUCUCGUUGUCUGUUUCUCAUCCAAUUCUCAUUUCAAACCCCAUUAUUGAACCCUAAGAUUGGAUUUUUUUUAAAACUUGUUUUCUUCCCAAAGUAAUGGUGAGCUUAGCUAUGGCUGCCUCAUCUUCUUGUUGCCCGCAACUGGUGCUGGGUCUCUCUCCAAACAACGGCAAACCCAUCUUCGGUCUCCCCGUGCUGCCCAGAAAACCCACCAAAAUGAUCGGAAUUACCAGACUCAGAACCUCCUUUUCUACAGUCUCGUACUUUCAGGACCCUAGAAUCACCAAAACUAUUUUGAUGAAACGGCUUGGAAGAGAUUGUUUUGCAAGCACUAGUUCAGGUAGCCAGCAAACAUCUUCAGUUGGUGUGAGUCCACAGUUUACAGCCUCGCCACCAUCAUCUAAUCUAGGGUCGCCUUUGUUUUGGAUUGGAGUUGGUGUUGCUCUGUCGGCACUAUUUUCAUGGGCUGCUCGAACAUUAAAGAACUAUGCAAUGCAACAAGCUUUCAAGACAAUGAUGGGACAGAUGAAUACACAAAAUAAUCAAUUUGGUAAUGCUCCGUUUUCGCCUGGAUCACCUUUCCCUUUUCCACCACCACCGCCACCAACCUCAGGUCCAGCUAGCUCAUUUCCUUCACCCCCUACUGCGUCUAGUCAAGCUACCCCAUCGCCUUCAUCUGUAUCUCAGCCGGUGACUGUGGAUGUAUCUGCAACAAAGGUGGAUGAACCUCCUACCCCUGAUGUCAAAGAUGAACAAAAAGUUGAGGAGAAACCCAAGAAAACUGCUUUCGUAGAUGUGUCUCCUGAAGGGACAUUCAAGAAGAGUGAUUUUGAAAAUUUUAAGGAUAUAACGGUGACAGAACCGUCCAACUUUAACAAAGCGGCUGAGAAUGGAACUGCUUCAGCUUCAGCUUCAGCUUCGGGAUCUGGUGCAUCUCAAAGUUCAUCACCUGGAAAGCCAAAUCCUCCAAUGACAGUGGAAGCCUUGGAGAAAAUGAUGGAAGAUCCAACAGUGCAGAAAAUGGUUUAUCCCUAUCUUCCAGAUGAGAUGAGAAAUCCAGAAACCUUUAAAUGGAUGCUGCAAAAUCCGCACUACCGUCAACAAUUACAAGACAUGCUGAAUAACAUGGGUGGAAGCCCUGAGUGGGACAACCGCAUGAUGGAUACAUUGAAGAAUUUUGAUCUUAGUAGUCCGGAGGUCAAGCAACAGUUUGAUCAAAUAGGGCUUACACCUGAGGAAGUCAUUUCUAAGAUUAUGGCAAAUCCUGACAUUGCUAUGGCAUUCCAAAAUCCUAGAAUUCAAGCAGCAAUUAUGGAUGUUUCUCAGAAUCCUUACAAUAUAGGCAAAUAUCAAGCUGACAAGGAGGUUAUGGAUGUCUUUAACAAGAUAGCGGAGCUCUUUCCCGGUGCGACACCUUGAUUCCAUCAAUUACACCGUAAUGGGCAAAUGCGUGCGCUCCUCCGUGAUCUGAGUCGAUGAAGGGAAUUGUUUCACGUAGUGGCUGUGCUAUUGGGAUUGUCAUGAUCCAAGCUAAAGAUGAAAUGCACAAACAGCAUCAUCUUACAGUAGUUAGUUUCUGCAGACUGUUUUGGUGUACAAAUUCUUUAGAUUUUUUGGCAAGAAAAAGUUUGCAACUCCACAGCUUUUCCCAAAAGUGAGAUUACCAUGAAAUCUUAAGAUCUUUUCAUUAUGCUUUGUGUUUUUGUGUUAUUUCCACAUGAAUAUUGCAUCUUGUACAUGUUUAGAGCUAAAUAUUUCAUAGUUGUUUUAUGGGUAAA